AUGACUGAUUCAUCGGGAGUUGGAUCUGAAGCUGAAAAGCACUUUCACAAAUCGAAAUCAAUCAAAAGUCUACAGCUGCCUGAUCAUUCCAGAAGUAAUUGUCUGUCAAAUCUCUCUGAAAAUACAAGCAUUUCAAGUAAAUCGUCUAUCAACUCGCCAGUUGGUAACACUGUCACAGAUAAAUCUGACCAGUUUUCAACAUGCAGCACUAAUCUUGUAGAUAAAUUGCGUCCAACUCCCUAUGAAUCAUUUGUGUGUACUGAGAAUACUAAUUCGCAUAACUCAAUAGAUUGUAGGAAUAAAAAUACAAAACAACAACUUGAACCCAUUGAUGAUUACGAUGAAGUGCUGUUGUCUAUGUGGCGUCGUUUAUUCGCUCAGCUGAAUAAGAAAUUACCUAAUCUUUGUCUUUGUAUGCAAUACAGUAAUAAUAAUGAUGGUGUAUACAGUGGUCGAAUACCACCAUGGUUGGAAUGUGCCAAUAAUUGUCGAUUUUACCAAAAACCUGAAGGUAUGCGCAUGUUUAUAGAGAAUAUGAGUAAUAGUAGUGUGGGGAAUGAGAUCACUUUAUUCUGUACUAUUCACAUUUCAUUUCACAUCGAAAUACGCCUUAGUAUAGUAUCUGGAUGCUGA
Messenger RNA from Trichobilharzia szidati, 633 nucleotides. Lineage: Eukaryota; Metazoa; Platyhelminthes; Trematoda; Strigeidida; Schistosomatidae. The record is from the annotation of a GenBank genome assembly.